This is a messenger RNA of Amphiprion ocellaris (clown anemonefish), 2026 nucleotides long. RefSeq lists its product as uncharacterized. The record is from RefSeq and is a predicted model, not a curated record. The transcript has 8 exons. Bases 149 to 496 code for a protein of 115 amino acids. NCBI's taxonomy places the organism in Eukaryota, Metazoa, Chordata, Actinopteri, Pomacentridae.
AUUGAGGGGCAGUUCAGCGUUAAAUGAGGUGGCUGUGAAUCCCCUUGUAGUUGAGAAGUAAAGCUGCCCUGAACUUGGCCCACACAGCAGCAGUCGACUUUCCUGUUAACGCUGUGGCUCAUCUCGACAGAAAGCAGCGCAUUUGAAGAUGAUGCGAUUGCUGUUCCUGUGUCUGCUGCUGCUGCUGCCAGCUGCUUCUGCUGUUUCAGAAGAGAAUGAAGGAUCAGCUGACAGCGAUGUGGAUGAUGAGGAUUUAUACCAGAAAGCGAAGUCACCUAUGGACAACGGGCUUGAUCCUGGCACCGCAGAUAAAACUAAAGGUGCAGACGACGACCCGGAUAAAUCGACCCUGAUCAUCAUUGUUGUGGCUGCAACAGUCUUGGCUCUUUCAGUCGCAGCAAUAGUCACCAUAAUGUUAGUAAGACGCCAAACGCACAAGCGGCAGCAAGGGAUCUACUCCGUGCCGACAGAACAGGACCAGAAAGGGGCCAUCUAAUUCCUGGAGGAGCAGCAGUGGCACUAUAACACACAGGCAAGAGAGGAGCGAUGCAUCAGGCUAUGUUAUCUCCACCUCUUUGACUCAGGACAGUUGGACUUCUUUGCACAACAGCCUGCUUCUCACUGCUCACUUCACUCCUACACAACCUCCUAUACAUGUGUAACUGCAAUCCGUGUGUUAUUUUUUUCUCCCGUUAUAUUCUUUUGUGUUUGUUCCCGCUGUUUGUACUCCACAUACACACAAUUUAGCCUGGGACAUUUGGAAUACAUUCAAACCUUCUAAUUGGAUUCUAUUUGAGGAAUCCAAAUCAAAGCCUGUGAAUAUGGCUUGAAGCUUCUUUUGUUAAAAGGGAUCAUUUAGAACAGCUAGAGCCCCCCCCCCUUUUUUUUAAUUCAUUUUUUUUUUGUUUGCCGCAUGAAACAAGAAAUUAUUCCCACUAGCUAUGCAGAGAAACAGAAUUUGAUUUGGUGCAUGUGGAACAGACCUGUCUCUGUGAAAUGAUCGUUGAGUUAGACAAAUCAUGCUAAUCCACGCUAAGCCAGCCCAGCGCUCACUUGAUUCUCUUAUUCACUUGUCUGACAUCUUCUGUUCCUGGCCCAUUAGGAGUGACAGGCGGCGGCGUAAUGGAAAGAUUAAAAACCUGUUCCUCCUCUUCUCAACUUCAGUCAAAAAAAGAAAAGUAACAAGUGGAAAGAGCCAAUGUGAACAUCUUUUUUUUUCUCCCCAAAUGCUGCAAAUUAAUUGACCACCGUGAAUGAUGAAGUUUUCUUUUCUCCUCCCCCUUCUUUUUUUCUGCUGUUGAAAGGCUUUCACUUUAGUCCUGCAGAUUGUAAAUAGCUCUCUGAAUGCUGUGGAGAAUUAGAUUAAUGCCUCCCACACUGGUGGAGAGACGCUUGGUGUGAGGCGAGGAUAAAAUCUGAUGAUUGGGAAAAUACCAACAAUGCCUUUGUUUCAUUCAUGUGGAGCAUGAAGGCUUCUCCAAUUUCAUUUAAAUGAAAUCAAUCACACCGUGUGAAGGAAGGCUCUCCAUCCAGGAACUUAAGGCACCGGUUGCCUUGUUUUGUUUGUUUGUUGUCAGCGAAGGUUAACAGGGAACAGGACCGUUUGACAUGUCGGUUUUUCAUUGAUAACAGGAAUAGUUACAUGCAGUUAAACACUGGAUUUGUCAAAGCAGGAUCUCACUUGCUCUUCCACUAAAUUUUGCAGCUAAUCUGGCCACUGGGGGGAAGGGCUGAGAGCAAAAGAAAAGGUUGUGUAGUUAUGUCUUUAUCAUUGUAUACAGCGACUUACUGGUUUGUGCCGAUAUGCCAUCUUUGAAACAACGCUUCCAAGUUGAUGUAACACAGACAAAAUUGGUGUAUGUGAUUGUUUGUGCAUUUGUGUUCCUGUCCACAUCUGAGCGCUGUGCACACAGUGUGUUAUUUCUCAGAAAUGUAGCAUUGCUCAAUAAGCCCUCGAUAUAUAUCAGCAUUUCAAAGGGAGGACAGUUUGACAAAAAAAAAAUUGCAGUACAAAGCAUUUCAGUUU